UGAAUCUCCUUACUCUCAUAAUUUUUCUCUAAUAAUUGCUUCAGUUUCCUUCUCUAACUUUCCCCUUCAUUUUUAGCGGCCUUUUCCCCCCAUUUUCCUUCAUUCAAAGUCUUCACAUUCCACCCCUUUUCCCCACUCUUCCCUUAAAGAGAAUUCUGUAUCUGAAAAUCAAGAAAGACCUUUUUGGUUCUUUCUUCUUCAAUCGUUAAAAAAAAAAAAUAUUGAGAACUUUAUUGCACCGGGCUACCCUUGUUUAAUCCUCUUUUGUCAAGUCCAAAAUUCCUUUGCUUAUUGAUAAACUUGGAAUCUUUACAACAAUCAAGAUCAUUUUUUGGCAAUUUAAGGUUGUUAAAAACAUGGGAUUUUCCAAAAAACAUCAAGUGGAAGGGAACAAAGAAGAAAACAAGAAAUAUGUAAUUGCUGGAAUUGCAAUUCUUGCUCCUUUGAGAUCAAUUUCGACGAAGCGAAAAGAGGAGGAUUCUGAAGAUGAAGAAGAAUGUUCAACAACGCCGACAGCAAGAGAUUCAAGGAUACCAGAAAGACUUCCAUGUCCACCGGCGCCGAUGAAACGCCGGCCAAAAUCAACUUGUCAUUAUAACAGUGUUAGGGAGUUCUUUAAUCCACCUGAUCUUGAAUCAGUAUUUAUACCUCAUGUGGAAAGAGCUAAUUUUUAAUCCAUAUGAGUAAAAACAGAAAAAGCUCAGUAGUUCGAUGCGUUAAAGCUUCUGCAAUGUACGUACGUAGUUCAGAGAAGGCCUGAACCACAAGGGCUUAUUAUUGACAAAGGGACAAAAAAUGGAACAAGAAAGAUGGCCCUUUUGCUAUUGUUCUGUUUCUUUCUUUCUAGUUUUUUUUUUUAAUUGAGUUUAGUAGGUUUUAUUAGGGUAGUUUGUUAGGUUCUUAAGUUGAUGGUGAUAAUGUAAUAUACAAGUUUAGAUAUGGUUUCUUCAAAAUAGCUAAUGUAGCUUGUAGUUCUUUUUCUCCAAUUAGAACGUGAAAAAUCUCAAUUUGCUACACUUUGAUUUCUA
Messenger RNA from Capsicum annuum, 1028 nucleotides. RefSeq names its product cyclin-dependent protein kinase inhibitor SMR6. NCBI's taxonomy places the organism in Eukaryota, Viridiplantae, Streptophyta, Magnoliopsida, Solanales, Solanaceae. The record is from RefSeq and is a predicted model, not a curated record. The coding region runs from base 357 to 674 and encodes 105 amino acids. Gene Ontology annotation, biological process: regulation of DNA endoreduplication. The transcript has a single exon.